CCCUUAGCUCUUCUCUUCCUCUCUGAAGACAGAGCUUUUCAAUCGAGAGAGAUAGAGAUAGAGAGAGAAAAAUGCAGACUUCAGUGACCCCAGAUGCUAUCUCCGCCGUGUUGUCAAACCCAUCUUUCGAUUCGUCGUCUUCAGAUCGAUCUGAGAUCGUCGUUCAAGUCGUUGAUCUCAAGCCUAUCGGCAAUCGAUACACAUUCAGUGCUAAUGAUGGGAAGACGAGAGUCAAAGCAAUGUUUACUGCUUCGCUAACACCUGAGAUCAUUUCUGGGAAGAUCCAGAAUCUGGGUCUGAUCCGUCUCCUUGAUUUCACUGUUAACGACAUCUCAGGCAAAUCAACCAAAUACUUCCUUGUGACAAAAUGUGAGUCUGUUGCUUCCGCGCUUGAUUCCGAGGUUGACUUGGAGGGUAAAAGCGAAGAGGAGGGUGGUGAGGCCAAGAGGCAGAAGCUAGAUCACUCUCCCAUGAGUGAUGUUUUUGCUUCUCAGAUAAUCACUGAACAGAGGGGAAAUGCUGCACCAGCUGCAAGAAUGUCCAUGACCAGAAGAGUUCACCCACUUGUGUCCUUGAAUCCCUAUCAAGGAAGCUGGACCAUCAAAGUCCGAGUCACUAACAAGGGAGUCAUGAGAAACUACAGAAACGCUAGGGGAGAAGGAUGUGUCUUCAAUGUUGAACUAACAGAUGAAGAAGGAACACAGAUUCAAGCCACGAUGUUCAAUGAUGCUGCACGGAAGUUUUAUGACAGGUUCCAGCUGGGAAAGGUGUAUUAUAUAUCAAGGGGGUCACUUAAACUUGCUAACAAGCAGUUCAAGACAGUUCAGAAUGAUUACGAGAUGACACUGAAUGAAAAUUCAGAGGUGGAAGAAGCUAGUGACGGGGAAAUGUUCGUUCCUGAGACUAAAUUCAAAUUUGUACCCAUUGAAGAGUUGGGUAUGUAUGUGAAUCAGAAGGAGCUUAUUGAUCUUAUUGGAGUUGUUCAAAGUGUCUCCCCUACCAUGAGUAUCAGAAGGAGAACUGACAAUGAAAUGAUACCCAAGAGGGAUAUAACUUUGGCUGAUGAGUCAAAAAAGACUGUUGUGGUGUCACUGUGGAACAACUUGGCAACCGGCAUAGGUCAAGAACUGCUAGACAUGGCUGAUAAGUCUCCUGUGAUUGCAAUCAAGUCUCUUAAAGUUGGAGACUUUCAAGGUGUUUCGUUGUCCACCAUCAGCGGAAGCAAUGUAGUGAUUAAUCCUGAAUCACCAGAAGCCAAAAAGCUUAAAUCUUGGUAUGAUUCUGAAGGCAAGGAAACAUCCAUGUCUUCCAUUGGCUCAGGGAUGAGCCCAUCUGCCAAGAAUGGAUCUUGGUCUAUGUAUGCUGAUCGAGUCCCUCUCUCUCAAAUCACAAGCAACCCAUCUCUAGGCGAGGACAAGCCUGUGUUUUUCAGCACUAGGGGUUACAUAAGCUUCAUCAAACCAGACCAGACAAUGUGGUAUCAAGGUUUUAAGACUUGUAACAAGAAAGUAACUGAAGCAAUGGACUCUGGUUACUGGUGCGAAAGUUGCCAGAAAAAAGAUGAAGAAUGCAGAUUAAGGUACAUAAUGGUAGUGAAAGUCUCUGACUCGACAGGAGAAGCUUGGUUUUCCUCAUUCAAUGACGAAGCAGAGAAGAUUAUUGGAUGUUCAGCUGAUGAGCUCAACAAACUAAGAUCAGAGGGAGGUGAAGUGAAUGAAUUUCAGACAAAGCUGAAAGAAGCAACAUGGUCCUCUCAUGCCUUCAGGAUCAGUGUCACUUAGAACGAGUAUAACGGUGAGAAGAGGCAGAGGAUAACUGUUAAAGCGGUAGCUCCUGUUGAUUUUGCUGCUGAGUCAAGAUUACUGCUCCAAGACAUCUCCAAGAAGAACACAUCAGCUUCUCAUUAGUUUUCAAGUUUCACAUGUUAUGACUCUAUUUUGCCUAAAAGUUCCACAACUUUGCUUGUAAUAUAUAAAGCUUCUCUG
This is a messenger RNA of Brassica oleracea var. oleracea, 1985 nucleotides long. RefSeq names its product replication protein A 70 kDa DNA-binding subunit D. The record is from RefSeq and is a predicted model, not a curated record. Lineage: Eukaryota; Viridiplantae; Streptophyta; Magnoliopsida; Brassicales; Brassicaceae. Gene Ontology annotation, molecular function: single-stranded telomeric DNA binding; damaged DNA binding. Gene Ontology annotation, biological process: nucleotide-excision repair; double-strand break repair via homologous recombination; telomere maintenance via telomerase. Gene Ontology annotation, cellular component: DNA replication factor A complex; nucleus.